GGCAGGAAGAAGGAGGGCGGGGUGGGGACAGGAGAUGGUGAGCUGAUCGGGUAGACAACCAUGGAGCAUAUCUCCACCCCAAAGGUAGAGAAUGUGAAACUGAUAGACAGAUACACCAACAAGAGGCCUGCCAAUGGCACCUUAUACCUUACUGCCACUCACCUUAUUUAUGUUGAUGCUACUGCUGGAACCCGUAAGGAAACUUGGAUUGCUCACCACCACAUUUCCUCUGUGGAAAAACAAGCGCUCAGCACAACUGGUUGUCCACUUAUAAUCCAUUGCAAGAAUUUCCGAGUGAUCCAUUUUGUCAUUUUGCGAGAACGGGACUGUCAUGAAGUUUACACGUCAUUGCUCAAGCUAUCGCAGCCAGUAAAAUAUGAAGAACUGUAUGCAUUUUCCUACAAUCCCAAAUCUGAUCAAGAUGAGCGGCUUAUGGAUUGGAAGUUAAUUGACCUGAAAAUGGAAUACAUGCGAAUGGGAAUUCCUAAUGAUUACUGGGUGUUUAGCGAACUCAAUGAAGACUUUAAGGUUUGUAGUACUUACCCAACUUGUCUGGUUGUGCCUAAAGAAGCCUCUGAAGCUACAAUAAUUGGAAGCUCAAAGUUCAGAAGUAGGGAACGGUUUCCCGUAUUGUCCUACUAUUACAAAGAAAACAAUGCUGCUAUUUGCAGGUGUAGCCAGCCUCUCUCUGGCUUCAGUACUCGUUGUGUGGAAGAUGAGAAGAUGCUGGAUAUAAUCAGCAAAGCCAACCCCGCAAGCCCCUUUAUGUAUGUUGUAGACACGAGGCCCAAGCUGAAUGCAAUGGCAAACAGGGCAGCAGGGAAGGGUUAUGAAAAUGAAGACAAUUACCCCAACAUCCGUUUCCAGUUUAUUGGAAUUGAGAAUAUCCAUGUGAUGAGAGGAAGCCUGCAAAAACUCUUAGAGGCUUGUGAACAGAAGAAUCCAUCCAUGAGUAGUUUCCUUACCAUCCUUGAGAAUUCUGGCUGGUUACGGCACAUAAAAGCUGUAUUGGAUGCUUCAGUUUUUCUAGCAAAAGCAGUAAGGGACGACAAUUCCAGUGUGUUGGUACACUGCUCAGAUGGCUGGGAUCGCACAGCACAAGUGUGUUCGCUUGCUAGCCUACUCCUCGAUCCAUUUUACAGAACUAUAAAAGGCUUCAUGGUACUCAUUGAAAAGGAAUGGAUAUCCCUGGGACAUAAAUUUUCCCAAAGAUGUGGCCAUUUAGAUGUUGAACCUAAAGAAGUGUCACCAAUAUUCACACAGUUUGUGGAGUGUGUGUGGCACCUAAUGGAACAGUUCCCCUGUGCCUUUGAAUUCAGCGAGAAAUAUUUACUAGAAAUUCAUGAUCACGUCUACUCCUGUCAAUUUGGAAACUUAAUUGGGAAUUCCCAGAAGGAACGCAUGGAACUUAAAAUUUAUGAAACUACCCAUUCACUGUGGCCAUUUCUACUACAACGGAAGCAGGAGUUUGUGAAUCCGUUGUAUAUCCCGAAUGCUUAUAAAACACUCCAUCCAAAUACGCUUCCAUUCUUCUUCAAGUUCUGGUGUGGAAUGUACAACCGUUUCGACAGCGGAAUGCACCCAAGGCAAUCUGUUCUGGAUUACCUGAUUGAAUGUCUAAACAAAAAAGCAACUUUAGAAACAAGUGAAUCUACAAUGGAAGAUAAACUCCUUAAGCAAGGCAGCCCCCUUCAAGACCCAUCCUCAACGCCAAAGUACUUUGAGCCUGCAUCAGGAAUAGAAGACCUAGCUGAUGAUCUUCUCGAUGGUGGUGAAGGGUACCCAGAUGCUCAUCUCUCCAAUGGUUCAGUUGCAAACUGUGACAAUGUUGUAUGUAAGAAAAAUGAAAUGACAGAGGAGCAGCAUGGAAACGACAUCUAUAGUCUUGCAGGCUCACAGGACAGGUCUUUAUCUGAAAACCACGCUCUGUCUUCUAAUGAGACCAGUGGGACUGCCAGUGAUACUGCAUCACAGCACUUAUCAAAAGGAAUGUAAAGAACAAAGCUGUUAAUUUUUGGAAAAGGGAGAUUGACGCUAGUAUCAUAAGCUUUGCUCAGUGUACAGCUGCCAUGUUUCUGUGAACAGUUUGCUGUUUACCAGGAUAAUUUUUUAUACCUCUGGCCAAAUCAUCAGAAGUAGAUGUUCAUCUGUCCUCUUUAAUCUGAAUUUGGGGGAAAGAAUCUGAAUCCCUAAUUAAAUGCAGUAUGUUUGGAAUUAUGGGUAAGUAAUGUCAUAGACAGGUGCUAGGUGACAGGUAAAUAAAUGCCAAU
Molecule: messenger RNA, 2270 nt
Organism: Rana temporaria (common frog)
Lineage: Eukaryota; Metazoa; Chordata; Amphibia; Anura; Ranidae
Gene: MTMR8
Product: myotubularin related protein 8
Exons: 14
Coding region: 61-1995 (644 amino acids)
Biological process (GO): dephosphorylation; negative regulation of autophagy
Cellular component (GO): nuclear envelope
Molecular function (GO): phosphatidylinositol-3,5-bisphosphate phosphatase activity
Source: RefSeq, a predicted model, not a curated record